AUGGUUUUAUUGCAGCAGCACAUAGAACAAAGAAGGUGGGCCUCCAAAAAAGCCGGAGGUUCUACACAUAAUAACCGUGAUUCCCCAGGCCAGCGUCUGGGUGUUAAGUUAUUUGGUGGAGAAUACGCUAAAGCGGGAGCAAUAAUAGUGCGACAACGAGGCACAGUUUUUCAUCCCGGACAAUAUGUCGAAGUUGGCCGUGACUUCACUUUAUGGGCAAAAGAACCAGGAUAUGUGAAAUUCUACACGGAUCCGCAAUGGCCUAAAAGGAAAUUCGUCGGUAUCGUAUUUCAUCGCGACGACAUACUUCCGAAAGAUCCAACAGAACCUCGUGAUCGUAUAUUUGGAUUUAUUGAUUUGGUGGCAUAUCGUGAAGAACAGCGCACAGCGAGAGAAAAAGCACGAGAGAAACGAACCAAAGAGCCGAUUUACGUUUGA
This is a messenger RNA of Ambispora leptoticha, 438 nucleotides long. NCBI's taxonomy places the organism in Eukaryota, Fungi, Glomeromycota, Glomeromycetes, Archaeosporales, Ambisporaceae. The record is from the annotation of a GenBank genome assembly.